Xenopus laevis (African clawed frog) is the source of this 3116-nucleotide messenger RNA. RefSeq names its product junction plakoglobin S homeolog (gene jup.S). The transcript is spliced from 15 exons. Gene Ontology annotation, molecular function: cadherin binding. NCBI's taxonomy places the organism in Eukaryota, Metazoa, Chordata, Amphibia, Anura, Pipidae. The coding region runs from base 339 to 2555 and encodes 738 amino acids. The record is from RefSeq and is a predicted model, not a curated record. Gene Ontology annotation, cellular component: cytoplasm; adherens junction; cytoskeleton. Gene Ontology annotation, biological process: cell adhesion.
GCUCAUUAUUAAGUUUCUCUAUUAAUUAAAGCCUCAUCCCAUUACACUGGCUUUGUCUGACUCGGCCCUUCUUCCAGCUCAGUCUUUUUGACUUUUUACACGAAUGGAAAUUCUUUCCCGGCAGAUUCUGCUUCAGCCGAAAACCUGAUUUGACUUGUACAGAACAAAUCCAUUUUCCAUCUUUUUAACUCAUUCCUCCCUGUGGCCUGAAAGGUCUUUCACUGGCCUGAAUCUGCAAGACACAAGCCCAGGAGUUUUUCUUUCAAACCCGACGCAUUAUUGGAAUUCUUGAGAAGGUUUUGUCAGAGCGGGAAUCAACCAAUCACAGCAGAAGUAGAAUGGAUUUGGGAGACGUAGUGGAAAUGCCAAUGAAGGUCACAGAGUGGCAGAAAACCUACACUUACGACUCGGGCAUCAACUCUGGAAUAAACACGUCUGUUCCAUCAUUGAAUGGGAAAAUGGUCAUUGAGGACGACAAUCUGGCCUAUCCCAACAGUUACACCACUGUCAAAACCACAACAUACACACAGCAGCAGAAUCCAGACAUGGAAUCCCACUUAAACAUGACUCGGGCCCAGCGUGUCCGAGCAGCGAUGUAUCCGGAGACGGUGGAAGAUCACUCGUAUCUGUUCAGCACACAGAUAGAAGGGCAGCAAACAAAUGUGCAGAAACUGGCAGAACCCUCUCAAAUGUUAAAAUCUGCCAUCAUGCACCUUAUCAACUACCAGGACGAUGCUGAGCUGGCCACCCGUGCCAUUCCUGAACUGACCAAGCUUCUUAAUGAUGAGGAUCCGAUGGUGGUGAACAAGGCUUCCAUGAUUGUAAACCAGCUGUCCAAGAAGGAAGCGUCACGCAAAGCCCUCAUGCAGUCUCCCCAGAUUGUGGCAGCCAUAGUUCGCACCAUGCAACACACAAGUGACAUGGACACUGCUCGCUGUACAACCAGCAUUCUGCACAACCUCUCCCACCACCGCGAGGGGCUUCUGUCUAUCUUCAAGUCCGGUGGCAUCCCUGCACUGGUGCGCAUGCUCAGUUCUCCAGUAGAAUCUGUGCUAUUCUAUGCCAUCACCACCUUGCACAACCUGCUCCUCUACCAGGAAGGGGCAAAGAUGGCAGUGCGUCUGGCAGAUGGUCUCCAAAAGAUGGUGCCCUUGCUUAAUAAGAAUAACCCCAAGUUCUUGGCCAUCACCACAGACUGUCUGCAACUUCUGGCCUACGGAAAUCAGGAGAGCAAGCUAAUUAUAUUGGGCAAUGGAGGCCCCCAAGGUUUGGUUCAGAUCAUGAGGAACUACAAUUACGAGAAGCUUCUGUGGACCACUAGCCGGGUGCUAAAAGUAUUGUCUGUAUGUCCCAGCAAUAAGCCAGCCAUUGUGGAAGCUGGUGGAAUGCAAGCUCUGGGGAAACAUCUGACCAGCAACAGCCCAAGACUUGUACAGAACUGCCUGUGGACAUUAAGAAAUCUCUCUGAUGUGGCCACAAAACAGGAGGGCCUGGAUAACGUUCUGAAGAUCCUGGUGAACCAGCUGAGCUCCGAUGAUGUCAACGUCCUCACCUGUGCCACUGGCACUUUGUCCAACUUAACCUGCAACAACGGUCGCAACAAGACUCUGGUGACCCAGAGCAAUGGGGUGGAAUCUCUCAUUCACACCAUCCUCCGUGCAAGUGACAAGGACGACAUUGCAGAGCCUGCGGUCUGUGCCAUGCGCCAUCUUACCAGUCGCCACCAGGAUGCUGAGGUAGCGCAGAACUCUGUGCGACUUCACUACGGCAUCCCCGCCAUUGUGAAACUUCUCAACCCACCAUACCAGUGGCCACUGGUCAAGGCAACUAUCGGCUUGAUCCGAAAUCUGGCCCUGUGUCCAGCCAAUCACGCUCCUUUGUAUGAUGCGGGUGUUAUCCCCCGGCUAGUCCAGCUGCUGGUUAAAUCUCACCAAGAUGCACAGAGGCAUGCUGCUUCUGGGACACAGCAACCCUAUACGGAUGGAGUGAAGAUGGAAGAGAUUGUGGAAGGCUGCACUGGGGCUCUGCAUAUUCUUGCCAGGGAUCCUGUGAAUCGUAUGGACAUCUACAAGCUGAACACCAUCCCACUGUUUGUGCAGCUCCUGUAUUCCCCCGUGGAGAACAUUCAGAGAGUGUCAAGCGGCGUGCUGUGUGAGUUGGCUCAGGAUAAAGAAGCGGCAGACACCAUUGAUGCAGAGGGAGCUUCGGCCCCACUCAUGGAGUUGCUGCACUCCCGCAAUGAAGGCAUAGCCACAUAUGCUGCUGCUGUUCUUUUCCGCAUAUCCGAGGACAAAAACGCUGAUUAUAGGAAACGUGUGUCCGUAGAGCUCACAAAUGCCAUCUUCCGACAGGACCCUGCCGCAUGGGAAGCAGCGCAGAGCAUGAUUCCUCUCAAUGACCCUUAUUCAGAUGAAAUGGAAAAUUACAGAGCGAUGUACCCUGAAGAUAUCCCAUUAGAACCAAUGGGGGGAGACAUGGACGUGGAGUACGCAAUGGAUGGCUACAGCGACCACCCAGGCAGGGGCCACUAUGCUGAUAAUCACAUGAUGGCAUAAAUCCUCUUGCACAAGACAGCUAAUACAGAAGAAUCUUUGAAGACAGAAGUGCCUACAGUGGAUCUGCUCCUCCUCACAGGCCCCUUACAUUCACUUUUCCAAGAGCUUUUAUUUGAUAGAAUUUGCUUGGGGUGGGAUUUUGUAAAUGCCCCUCAGCACCAGGGGUCUGGCUUUUAGUAAUGCUAAAUAUUAACCUCCCCAAACGCUGCACCUUUUUGAGGUUAAUAGUUUCUUUUUCUUGUAGAUUGUCACAUCCACAAGCUUGUGUUGCUCUACUGCCUUCUUUUCUAUAGAUUAUAAAUUUAUAUAUUUUUUCUUUUUUUUUUUUAAUAUGGUGCAAAGAAUAUGCCCUUUUUACGUGCCAUUUUAUUUUUUAAUUUGUUUAUCACCCACCAUCCCCAGUUCAGUAAAGGUAACGUGUUAAUACUAAAAGAAGCCAUGCUGCAUACAGACACCUUUCAGUGGUUGGCCUUCUUUACUGACUGCUGACCUGCACACUGAUUUCUAUUGGAUUGUAAUCAUUUUGUGAAAAAAAUAAAAAUCUGUAUAUUGUUUUCUGUU